UUUGCAUGUUACUGGAAAACUACAUUGUUUUGACAGCAUCUGAACUACUAGCACACUAUUAAUUUAUGUGGUUAAAGAGUCACUGUGGUUUGUGUGUUGGAUGUGAAAAAUACCACACGCUGACAUACUGUAUACCUUGUUUUAAUUUUCUUGUCUUCGUUUCACUCUGCAACAACUCUCUAUCUACAGAUCACAUGACUGUUAUUGUUACUAUGUAAGAAAUUAUCACUUUCAAAAAACAAACAUAGAAUGUGAAUAAUUGUGUGUGGAUCAGUAGUGGAUUCAUAUAGCAGUCAAAAGGACAUUAACUAUUUGCUAUUUAAGUGUUUUGAAAUGUAUGUUGAGGAAUAAUGAUUAUUCAUCAGAAAAAUCCAAUGUGAGUGGUGAAUAUUGUUGUGCAAAUAUUUGUAGUUCUACUCGAAUAUAUGUAAAAUACCGUGUAUGUAAAAAAUCUGUUAGCACUGUUUGACAGUGUUUCCGCAUUCAGAACGCCUUCACAGCAUGACUAUUAUUGUACUUUAGUGAAAGCACUGCCUUAUUCUGUUCACACUAGUGCAGAGAACCCGUAACAGCAUAUUGGUCACAAGCUACGAGAAACUCAAUUAUUUUGUGCAGAGAAAGUGAUAGAAAUCUUAGCAGCCAUGGUCGGUGUGCUUCUUUUUGCAUGUAAGUACUGAAAUUACAAAAUCUAUCAUUAAUGAUCAAUAAAUGAAAUCUACACAAAUGCUGGUAGUGUUGGUUUAAAAAAAAUGGAUUAUUGUUUUUAGAUAUCUCAGUGAAUCUAUUCCUUAAAUGUCAAGGUCAAACGAUUCAUCAAGCUAAGAUUUUCUGUGAAAAUAGAGAAGUACCAGAAGGUGGAAGACUGGAGGUUACUUGCAGCACAUUUGGCCUUACAGUAAAGGCAGUUUAUUUAUAUCUGUUUAAAAAUGGCAAAGCUAUUGAUUGGAAAAAACAGCUCAAUCCACAAGACACCACCUUUAAAAUGGAGAGAAUAGAUAUAAACCGUUCAGGCAACUACAGCUGUGGGUUUUCAGAAGAACAGUUGGAAAUAACCAAAGUGACAGGAUAUGGUCUUAAUAACAUCUUCAUAAAGGUGAUCGAAUCUUUAAUUUAUACACAGAUACAUUUGCGUAAGCCUGAGGUGCCGGUGGGAAGUGAUGCUGAGUUUAAAUGUUCAGCAUCCAAUCCUUUACACAAAAACCAGUCCGAGAACAUGAUUUUGGUUUAUCUCAUCAAAAAUGGAAAGCCUGUUGAAGUUAAUAUUUGGGACACAGAGAAGAUGAUGACAACAUUCACCCUCAGAGAGGUCCGGACUGAAGAUGCUGGGACAUACAGUUGUGUUGUAUUGUUAAACAUACUCCCUUACCAUGGAAUGACACUUCAUCAAAAUAUUAAAGUCAAUCUUAAGAUUACUGCGACAUCUAAUAGCAGCAUUGACAAAAUCAUAAUUGUCAUAAUGUGGGCUAUCAUAGUGUUGCUCCUCAGUCUGUUUCUGGGAAUCUGGGCACUGAUCCGAAAACGAGGAUGCCUUGGAAUCCACAACGAAAGAUCCUCGAAAAACGAGACAGACCUCACAAGAACAGAAGUGUUCUAUGAAGAAAUUGACACACCUUACACAUCUGGUACUGGUGACAUACAACCUGUUGUCUGGACUGCCUCAGAGUGUGAUGAAAUUUCUUCUGAAAGUGAUGAAGAGUAUAAUAAAGUGGGAUGUGCAGUAUAGCACCUGCAAGCAUUAAAGUAUGAUUAAAUUAUACUGUUGCAACUUUGUGAUGUUAUCUAUGCUUUUGCUAUUUUACAACUGUUGCUUUUUGUGGUUUAUUUUAGCUUGUCCUUUUAAGUUUCCGUUUACUAUUAUCUGUUUCUUGUCACUAUUGUUGAUUUUUUAUUACACUGACCAACUGACUGUUGACUAUCACUUUAGUCACUGUGCACAUUUUUUUUCAUGUAAACAUUACUGUAAAUUAUCUUUCAAGACUAGAAAUUAAAUCUCAGAAUCCAUAGCAAAAUACAAUACACAUAUUGUUAAUGUAACAUUAAAUUUUAGAAUACAAACUGAUGUUGGUUUUAUUUUAUUUAUUUUGUUUAUUUAAUUUUUUCUUUAAUCUGCAGUGUGUUAAUGUUUUCACAAAUGUACUGAA
Messenger RNA from Cyprinus carpio (common carp), 2141 nucleotides. RefSeq lists its product as uncharacterized. Lineage: Eukaryota; Metazoa; Chordata; Actinopteri; Cypriniformes; Cyprinidae. Bases 983 to 1723 code for a protein of 246 amino acids. The record is from RefSeq and is a predicted model, not a curated record. The transcript is spliced from 9 exons.